Paramuricea clavata is the source of this 4295-nucleotide messenger RNA. The record is from the annotation of a GenBank genome assembly. NCBI's taxonomy places the organism in Eukaryota, Metazoa, Cnidaria, Anthozoa, Malacalcyonacea, Plexauridae.
CUAUUCUUUUGUUUUGUCCCUGUGGUUGUCAGGGAGGGAUAAUUACAUCACAAAAUUUAAUUACUCAUGUAUUUGGCUGAUUGGAGGAGGUAUACGUCUGUGAUUCCCAAUAAAUAUAAAAAAUAUGCUUUCAGGCGUGUUAUGGAAAGCUGGUGCCCUUAAAUUUGGCUAAUGGGGUUGAAGCUACAGCUGAGAUAAUUCUCAAAGUGGCAGGCCAGGGUGCGAUAUACCUGAGAUGCACAGAACUGGAAGACGAUGACAGUAUUUUGAUGCAUUCUGCUUUUGACAACGAAUCAAGGUUGGUUUUCAAAAGACAAUUGCAAUCUUAAAAGUUCUGGUUUGCCAAGUUCUUUACACUGGGUUUUCAGGUAUAUGGGCCAUUCAGUUUUUUUCUGUGAUUAUUACAGCAAUGCCUCAACUGCAGAGGUCAUACCUACUAUAAUUGAACCUGGUCCUACUUCUGGUCCUACUUCUGGCCCUGGUCCUACUUCUGACCCUUGUCCUACUUCUGGCCCUGGUCCUACUUCUGGCCCUGGUCCUACUUCUGGCCCUACUACUGUACCUACUGCUGCAUAUACCAUUAUAACUGGUCCUACUUUUGCACCUACUACAGUUGUUGAUGAUGAUGAAGGUAAUAUUACUAAUGAAAAUAAACAUGAACAAACAUUGGUUCUAGCAUAGACUGCUUGCACCAGGAUUGCAACCAUUUUAAAUAUCUUUAUGACGUUCAAAACACUUAGUUGAUUAAAUCCAGAACUGCUAUUUUUUAAGAAUAACAAUUUAACUUUUACAUUGAGAACAUGUUCAGAGAAGUAAUAUUUUUAAUUUUGUAGUUGACACAAUAGAUCUUACUGCUAUGGACAAGUCUGUGAAAGACAUAUUGGUCCAUAGAACAAAUGUCAUGAAGGAUCUAAUCAAAGAGUUCAAAGAUAAAGAAAUACUUAAUUACAAUCUUAAUUUAAGAGUAAUUGCUAGUAAUGGUGCACUUGAGAAAGGUGAGGGUAGAGGAGUUACUAGAGAAAUCCUAACCCUUUUCUGGCAAUCCUUUUUUACCUCUUUGGCAGUAGGCGCAAAAGAAAAAGUACCAAGCAUUCGACAUGAUUUCCAAAAAAAUGAUUGGGAAGCAGUUGCACGGGUUUUGAUAUAUGGGUACAUUAGCACAAAGUAUUUUCCACUCAAUCUAUCAGUGGCAUUUGUAGCUUUAUGCAUACUAGGGGAAGAAAAGUUGUCUAAUGAUUUACUACUUGAUUCAUUUAAGCUCUAUGUUUCAGCAGAUGAAAAGGAAGUAAUUAAUGCUUGUAUGGAUGGGCAUUUUGACAUAAACAAUGAGGAUACAUUAGACUUUUUAAGUUCUUACAAGUGCUUUCGUGUUGCAAAUGCAGAAAAUAUCAAUGAAAUUAUUUUUCAGCUUGCCCACCAAGAAAUUGUGCAGAGACCAAAAUAUAUAGCAGCAUGUUGGUCAACAAUGCUUAAAUGUUUAACUGUAUUUGACCCAUUUAAGACAAUUGAAGAUUUAAGAAGCAUGUAUGAGGAAAAAACUGUAAGCCCUAAGAAGGUUCUUAAGUUAUUGUCAGCACAACCAGGGAAUGAUGCUGAAAGGGAAAGUUUUGAUCAUUUAAAAAGGUUUGUAAAGAGUUUGACAGAUGGAGCGCUUUCAGCCUUUUUGCAGUUUACAACUGGGAGUGAUAUCAUAAUUUGUGAUAGCUUAGAAGUCACUUUGUUAGUGUAGAUGGGUUAGCACGUAGGCCCAUUGCUCACACAUGUACCCCUAGUUUGGAAUUGCCAUCGACAUACCAGUCAUUUAAUGAAUUAUCUGAAGAGUUUGAUAUAGUCUAACUGGACUACUGGAGUAAACUUUUUGAAGCCUCCGUUUUAUAUUCUUUAUAUUAAAUUAACAUAUAUGCAGUAAGAACUGUAUUACAUUUACCAAGGUGUUGUGUUUUUAAUGGUAGUUUGAUUAGUUGGUUAGUUGUUCAUUCAUUAAAAUGGCAUCACGUAUCUCUUUUAAAACUAGCAAUAUAACUCUCCAUACCAUAUAUUAAAAUCUGGUGCCAUUACAAUCUACAUUUUCAUUACCAUCGCUCAGUCGAAAUCAACCAAUUUACUAGGAGGUGCAGUGGAACCAUCUUUUCAAGAUCUUGCCAUAAGAUAACUAGAUCUCAAAAGAAGUGGGGAAGAGUUCCGACUGUAACCUUUAGGCUACCAACGGAACCACAUAUUCAAAGGUGGCUCUUUAACACAAGUUUUAAAAAGCGGAAAUUAACAACUUGUCACAAAAUAUGUGCACAAUAUUUUAUUUAACAAAUGUGAUGCAACUGCUGGGUUCUGGCUGGAACUAACAAGUCUAACUCGGCAAAACUAAGUUUCAGUGCAUGUCUUGACCUCCAUUGUUACUACUGCAAAAACAAUCAGGGAGAGUCAUAUUGCUAGUCAGUUGUUAUAUUCUUAUAAAUUAAAGAUAAAUGUAAAUUGUUUCAAUAAAACGUUUCAAUUAAUUAUUAAUUGUUUUCUUGUAUUGCUCGUAAACAUGUGAUAAAAUGAUUAAUUCCAUAAUUGCCAUCAUCAGUUAAAAACUGUUCACUGCUUAGAUUGCUGGGAAUUUCAAGUUCGGUUUGUGGAACAAAUACUGCAUAAAGCUCUUCUUGUACAAUGAAAUCAGGAUCCAGCAUGUCAUCUUCUGCAAGUCCAGCCCCUACUGUCUCAUCAGACUCAGCAGGUGAAUCUUCAUUACCAUGAAUGGAAGUAGCAGAAUUUAACGAACCGGUAAUAAACAUCUGCUCUGUGCUCUGAUGCCCAGCACUGCUAACUGGAUGGCUGUUCCAUUGGUUCACAAAUUCAUUGAGGCUCCUGUUGAUGCGUGGAAUAAAUACUUCCUGAAGAGCUAGCAAGUGCUCUUCACUAUCAACAUUGAGUAAACCUUCUUCUUCCAUAAAAGUGAAAAGUAAAGCAUAAUGGCAGAGAACACCAGAAUGCACAUCCCUAUGGAGUCGCUCCACUCUUACAUUAUGCACUGAUCUUCCAGUAAGUACACUGCCACAAUCUGUACCUCUUUGCUGAAGCAUAUACCUAGCAACAUGGACAUUUUCUAACCCAUGGUCAGUUCUUAUCUUUUUUGGCAAACCAUACUUGGAAACACCGUCAAGAAAUAAAUUAAAAACAGUAGAAGCUAAAUUGUUGUUUUGGCAUGACACAUAAAUUACCAUUCUGCUAAAGCCAUCAAUGCAAGCAUGCACAACCAUUCUCCAGUUAAUGAGUUUAUGAUUACCAUCCAGGUGCCAAAGAAAAUUUGGGUAUGGUACAUUGUAUUUCCUUCUGUAGAUAGCCACAUGACCACGCAAUGCUGUGCCCACUGGGUCUAAUUUUCUUAGGCAAUGUCGUACCCUCCAUCUUUGAAUGGUAAGUCCUCUGCAUCUAAGAGCCCCAAGUAAGCGAGAUUGUCCAAUAUUGGGGGUCAGAAAACGAAUACUCUCAAUUACUUCACAAAGGUCAGCCUCAGAUAUAUCACUAAAGUUUUCCGUUCUUGCAGUAAACUCCUGUCGUUUCCGUCGUAGAGUACGGUCACAAAUACCAAAAAUUUGCGCGAUUUUCUUCCAUGUAAAAUGCUUUGAUCGUAAGAACAUUACCUGUUCUUCAUCAAUUUCAUACCUAGGACGGCCUCCAUUAUUGGUGCCUACAACACUCGAAGUACGCAUCUCUGCAUUUUCUUCGUCCUCACGAAGCUUGUUAGUUUCUUCUUCUAUAUACUUUUUUAUUCCGUGAAAAACGCAUAAUAGAUGAUAUAAUUGCUCCCACAAAGGGUCAUCUGUAGGAUUUAUAAAGCUAUUCAGGAAUACGACCAACGUCUCGCAAAUUUCAUCCAUUUUUAUUGACAAGUUUUCAAGAGCAUCUAAAGAAGCUACACGGUUAUCGGAUAACGGUCCUUCUUCAAAAAGGCUCUGUGUUUGAGCAAGAACUGACUUUAAUACAUCCAAAAAACGUGAGAAACUGUCACUUCUGCUUGAAUGAGACGCCAUGUUUAACGAAAUUUAUCAGGUGUUUUGCGGGUUAAUUUAUAUUUAUGGAAUAUUAAUUAGCAUGUAUAUUUGUCAAUUGGCAUGUAUUUUUGCGAAUAUUGAUUAGCAGGCAUAUAAUUUGGCGAACUGAUAAGAACUGUUUAAUUUUUAUUUAGUUUUAGAUUUCAGGAUGUGUUUUUGGAAUUUUGAGUGCUUUUAUUUUAACUUAGCAUGCAUUUGUAUGCUGUUUACAGAAGAGCAUGGAUAUUUGUGCAUAUAGCAGUUUUGUCCGCUUCGGCGCCC